AUGUCCAUGAGUGGGGCAAACCAGUCAAGUGUCUCUGAGUUCCUCCUCCUGGAGUUCUCCACGCAGCCCCAGCAGCAGCAGCUCCUCUUCAUGCUCUUCCUAAACAUGUACCUGGCCACAGUCCUGGGAAACCUGCUCAUCAUCCUGGCCAUUAGCACAGACUCCUGCCUGCACACCCCCAUGUACUUCUUCCUCAGCAACCUGUCCUUCAUGGACGUCUGCUUCACCUCCACCACUGCCCCCAAGGUGCUGGCCAACCACAUACUCAGGAGUCAGACCAUCUCUUUCCCUGGGUGUCUCACACAGAUGUAUUUUUUCAUUCUGUUUGGGGACAUGGACAAUUUCCUCCUGGCUGUGAUGUCCUAUGAUCAGUUUGUUGCUGUGUGCCACCCCUUACACUACACAACAAAGAUGACCCAUCAGCUCUGUGCCCUGCUGGUUGCUGGGUCGUGGGUCAUUGCCAGUCUGAAUGCUCUGUUGCAUACCCUGCUGAAGGCUCGACUCUCAUUUUGUGCGGACAACAUGAUUCCCCACUUCUUCUGUGAUCUGACUCCUCUCCUGAAACUCUCCUGCUCUGACACACAUCUCAAUGAGAUGAUGAUUCAUACUGAGGUGGCCCUGAUAACGAUCACUAGAUUUGUUUGCAUCUUGGUUUCCUACCUUUGCAUCACCUGUGCUGUCCUGGGAAUCCCAUCCACAAAGGGAACAUGGAAAGCCUUUUCCACCUGUGGCUCCCACCUGGCUGUGGUUUCCCUGUUCUAUGGCACGAUCUUUGCUGUGUAUUUGAGCUCUUCAUCCUCCCACUCAGCUGAGAAAGACAUUGCAGCUGCUGUGAUGUAUACAGUUGUGUCCCCCAUGCUGAACCCUUUCAUCUACAGCCUGAGGAACAAGGACUUGGAAGGGGCCCUAAGAAAAGUGAUUGGCAGGAAGUUUUCUACCUGA
This is a messenger RNA of Trichechus manatus latirostris (Florida manatee), 942 nucleotides long. RefSeq names its product olfactory receptor 1361-like. Bases 1 to 942 code for a protein of 313 amino acids. The transcript has a single exon. Gene Ontology annotation, molecular function: G protein-coupled receptor activity; olfactory receptor activity. Lineage: Eukaryota; Metazoa; Chordata; Mammalia; Sirenia; Trichechidae. Gene Ontology annotation, biological process: G protein-coupled receptor signaling pathway. The record is from RefSeq and is a predicted model, not a curated record. Gene Ontology annotation, cellular component: plasma membrane.